UCAAAAUGCAUUUCCUUUUCUUGCCCUCCGAGAAGCCGAAACCCUAGCGGCCCUAAAACCCCUUUGUUUCCUGUUUGCCUUUACCUUCCCUCUUCUUCUCGCCGCGGUCUAUUAAGUGCUAUAAUUCAUGGUGGACUUUGAGAUUCAUGUGGGGUUUCGAGGUUAUUAAAACAAUUGCUGUCUUGUCUCUUCCCUGAAUGUUAAGGUUCCCUCUAAAGUGCAAGCAGACCAGCAAUGGAAGCAAAUAAGGGAGCAGCAGUGACAUCAAUGACUUCUACAACUUGCAAAGUUCUUUUGAUCAAAUGGACAGGGAUAAGCUUAUGAGGAUGGCUGGUGCUGUUCGCACUGGUGGAAAGGGCAGCAUGCGCAGGAAGAAGAAGGCGGUUCACAAAACAACAACAACAGAUGACAAAAGGCUUCAGAGUACUUUGAAGAGAAUAGGGGUGAAUGCUAUUCCUGCUAUAGAAGAAGUCAAUAUUUUCAAGGAAGAUCUUGUUAUCCAGUUUUUGAACCCCAAAGUUCAAGCUUCAAUUGCUGCCAAUACAUGGGUGGUCAGCGGUUCUCCACAGACAAGAAAACUUCAGGAUCUUCUUCCAGGGAUCAUCAACCAACUUGGUCCUGAUAACUUGGACAAUCUGAGGCGGCUUGCUGAGCAGUUCCAGAAGCAGGCACAACCUGCUGCUGGUGCCAACACUCAGGACGAUGACGAUGAUGUUCCUGAACUUGUGGCAGGAGAGACAUUUGAAGCAGCUGCUGAGGAAACCAAAGCUAAUGAGACCCCAGAUUCAUAAAGGUUACAAAGUCUAGAACUUCCCCCUUGUCUUUUUCAGCUAUCAUUACUUUUUCUCCUAUUCAUUUUGUGACUUGUUGAGAAAGGCAGCCUUUUUGCUGUUUUGAUGGAAGGACCCCAGUUCUUCUGGCCAUGCUGAUAGGAGAUUCACCUGUUUCCUACAAUGAGUUGAUGAAGGAUCUUCUUGCUUUCCACUUUUAUUUUAUGGAAUUGUACCAUUGCUUGUUAUUUGUAGUGCUAUUUUGUUUGGAUAUUUUUCUGAAUUUACCAGCCUGCAAGCUCAACCUGUCUGAUUAUUGGCAGAGAUCAAAUCAGCAAUUAGCCCCUCUUCCAAAGUGCGAAAUUUCUACCUCAUGUACUCAUCCUUUUCAUUAAUUUAAGAGGUUUGUGAGAAGCUAGUGAUUGUUUAGAGAUGCAAAACUCUUUCCAGUCAAUUGAAUGUGCCAGGUGAAUAUUGUUGAGAAUCAUAGCAAACAAUUCGGUCUGGA
Messenger RNA from Phoenix dactylifera (date palm), 1278 nucleotides. Its product is annotated as nascent polypeptide-associated complex subunit beta-like. Lineage: Eukaryota; Viridiplantae; Streptophyta; Magnoliopsida; Arecales; Arecaceae. The record is from RefSeq and is a predicted model, not a curated record.